Molecule: messenger RNA, 4275 nt
Organism: Pseudophryne corroboree (corroboree frog)
Lineage: Eukaryota; Metazoa; Chordata; Amphibia; Anura; Myobatrachidae
Product: cathepsin D-like
Exons: 9
Coding region: 156-1346 (396 amino acids)
Biological process (GO): proteolysis
Cellular component (GO): lysosome
Molecular function (GO): aspartic-type endopeptidase activity
Source: RefSeq, a predicted model, not a curated record
GCUGGGUCAGCUGAGUAGUGACGUGCAGUGUACAUAGGAAUUGCUGCUGCUGCAGGUGGGCGAUUAGACUCUGAUCAUCUGACAGUCACCUGCCCGGCCGGUACAAUACAAGACGCCAGUGUGCACAGCGCUGAUACAUACUGCUGGCUGCCGCUAUGGAUACGCUGCUAACAUGGGCCCUGCUGCUGUGUGCACUGAUUCAGCCGGGAUCAGCGCUAGUCAGAAUCCCGCUGAAAAAAAUGCCAACAAUCCGACGUUCUUUUGCUAGUACCAUUGAGGACCUGCAGGAGCGGAUAGGAACAAAUGGGACCUUUUAUUCGGGAUUUCCUCCGUGCACAGAUCCCACACCAGAGAAACUGUUAAACUAUUUAGACGCACAGUAUUAUGGGGAAAUUGGCAUUGGGACUCCUCCACAGCCCUUUACGGUGGUGUUUGACACUGGUUCCUCUAAUCUCUGGGUCCCAUCCAUUCACUGCUCCCUGCUAGACUUCGCCUGCUGGGUGCACCACAAGUAUGACUCUUCCAAAUCCUCUACCUAUGUUAAGAAUGGCACUGACUUUUCCAUUCAGUAUGGCAGUGGGAGCCUGUCUGGAUACCUCAGCCAGGAUACUGUGAUGAUUGGAAAUAUGGCAGUAAAUGGACAACUAUUCGCAGAGGCCAUCAAGCAGCCUGGGAUCACUUUUGUGGCAGCAAAGUUUGAUGGUAUAUUGGGCAUGGGAUAUCCGCGAAUCUCUGUAGAUGGUGCCCCUACUGUGUUCGAUGACAUUAUGCAGCAGAAGCUGGUGGAUAACGAUGUGUUCUCCUUCUACCUGAACAGGGACCCAGAUUCCCAGCCUGGCGGAGAACUGUUACUCGGAGGCACAGACCCAGAAUAUUACACAGGAGACUUCAAGUACUUUAAUGUGACACGCAAGGCCUACUGGCAGAUUCGGAUGGACCAAGUUAGCGUUGGAGGGCAGCUCACACUGUGUAAAGGCAGCUGCGAGGCUAUUGUGGAUACAGGGACCUCCUUGCUCAUUGGCCCAGUGGAAGAAGUGACCGCACUGCAGAAAGCUAUCGGAGCCAUCCCAUUGAUUCAUGGAGAGUAUAUGGUGCCAUGUGAUAAAGUCCCCUCACUGCCUGUUGUGACAUUCAAGUUUGGAGGACAGGAGUUUAGCCUAACCGGAGAGCAGUACGUUUUGAAGGUAAGCCAAUUUGGCCACACAAUCUGCAUCAGUGGCUUCAUGGGCCUUGACAUUCCUCCGCCAGCUGGACCACUCUGGAUAAUUGGAGAUAUCUUCAUUGGCCAGUAUUACACUGUGUUUGACCGGGCUAAUGACCGCGUGGGUUUUGCCAAAGCCAAGUAAUCUCUCACUAGACUUGCCGUCACAACAAACACUAAGAAGCCUUGAUGUGAUCACUUGUACAGUCAACUCAUGAAAGCUUUAUUGCACCUCCUACUCCAUAACCAGCGUUAGAGAUAAAGGCACUAGGGUAUCCCAACCACUGUCAAGUCACACUAACAGUCCAGGUUUUAUAGCUAGCCAUGCUUCAGCACCAGUGACUUAAUUAGUACUUCCGUUAUUUUGAUUAACCAUCUGUGCUCAAGCAUGGAUAUCGCAAAAAUCUGGACCAUUAGGGGGGAGUUCAAGUGUUUGCGUCAGUGGCUGUCAGUACUGGGCACCUGAUGGAGCAGUUCAGUUGUUGCUCUGUUCAGGUGGGAACAGCUGCCUGCAUUUCUGCUCGCAGCCCCCCAUGCUGUCAAGCAGAAGUGUGCAAAAAAUGACCUGUUUGGACGACCACACUGCACUUUUCACGUGUCACCCAGAACUUUGGCACUGCAGUGUGCUACCAGCGAGAAAAAUAAACACCAAUAGAAUAGCGCCCUCCCCAAUCUCCCAUCACUUUAGACGGCAGAUCGGUCAGGUAAACAAUUGAAUUACACCCUUAGUGUGCCUUGAGGACCGAUGUUGGGAGACCCUGCUCUGCACCCUUUCUUCUGCUGUGUGGUGUAACAGGGUGCUUUCACAGAUUUCCUGUCUUUAUCCUGCAAGUUCGUUCUAUCUCCAUAAAUAUUGCAAUUGUUUUUGCUAAAAUCUUUUGCUGUGUAAUCCGGUGGUGUAAAGCUGAUUUCAUGCUCUUUAUUUCUUUACGUAUGGGGAAAAUAAGUAAUUAGAUGACUACUGUCCAUCAUACCAUCAUCUGAAAUUCAGGGCAGGCUGCCCUUAAUCUGUUGUAGGAUAUUCCUAUUUUCUGAUUUUCUAAGGAAUGAGACACUAAGAAGGACAAGUGGGGACACCAAUAAUGCCUCUUUUUCCACAUCAGGAUUUUUGCAUGUCAAUGUGUUUUUGCUCAUUUAUUCUGCUCAGUAGAAAUAGCUCCCCCCCCCCCCAAAAUAAAAAAUAAAAAAAUAAAUAAAAAAAAAUGGUAAGGAUGCAGUGGAAACCUGUAACCCGGGUCAUCCAGAUGGGGAGAGCAGUCUCUAUGGGGUAUAUUCAAUUGAAGUCGAAAAGAUGGCAGUUUUCGACUUUUUUUUUUUAAUUUUUUUUUAGGUCGGAAGGGGUUCCAACCUGUUCAAUAUUUUCGACAAGUUGAAAAAUUCGACUUGUCGAAAAGCACGUGGAUGCCGGACUGAGAUGCGGACCCAGAGGGGGGGAGGGGGGGGGGGAAGGAGAGAGCCGCAGGGAGACGGUGGGACAGCUGCCGGCAGCCAGAGGAGAUCAGUGCUACAGUAGCGCUGCAGAAGGAUGUCACACAGCCGCCCGACCUCACGGCAGCUUCCACCCGGCUCCAGCACGCUGGAUAAAGUCUAAUUGAGAUGGGAUAGAAUAGGGGUUGUCUGAUCCAUUCCGACAAAUGCAUGUCGGAAUGGAUCCGACGCCAAAUGAAUAUACCCCUAUACCUUCCAAUCGCAAUGUCCGGCAGUCGGGAUGUUGGGUGACACACUGUCUGCGCUGCUGUCUGCCCAGCUAUGCAGACUGAGCAGCGGUGCCGGUUGAAGGUGAAUGGAUGCUGCACACUUGCGUUUGGUGCUCUGUGACAUGCGGUUGCGCCCCCAAAACUGGCAUCAAUUACGGGCUUGUGGCCUAACAGACCAAGGCCGUACACCGGGGUCCUGAUCUGAUGAAUUUCCUAGCACUUGGAAAUUAUGCACCUGUGUCGUGUGGACAGUGCCGAUCCUGAAAUAACCCGGGUCGGAGCUGUAUUGGGAACAGAGUCUGACCUGGAUUGGAACAGUGUUCCAAAUCGUGGGUCAGACACAGGAGUUUAGUGGAAAAGGGGUAUUUCUAAUGCCAUCAAUUAAUAGUGUAUUUUCUUUUGUAUUUUUUUUCCCCCUCACAAUAUCAAUGGAUAAUAACUGUAUCAUCCUGAGGGUACAUGCACUGCUAUAUCCUAUCGUCAUACUUCCAUGAACUGCAUGUAUUUAUGGGAAACUUUUUUUUUUUUUUUUCCCCCCCCCCUAUCUCCUUGUAACCAAACUUAAGUAAUUUUUGUGUUUUUAUGUUUAAUUUAAAGAUUGAUUUGAGAUGUGUUUAUGGGGAAUUCUAUGUCUAAUUAAAGUGAUUAAACAUUCACAGUAUAAGGAAGAGGAUUAUAAUAGAUGCACAGCAGAGUGGGUGACAUUUAUUUUUGAUAGUGUGAUUAUUGUAACUUUGCAUUUGACAUGAAUGCUGUUUUCCUAGGUUACAAGAUCCUAUGUAUAUAAUACACUUAUGCUGGGCGUACACACUACAGUAAUCUGGCUGAUCCCCCUGAUCUCAGCGGAUCAGCCAGAUAAUUGCAGCGUGUAUGCGGGCACUGAUCUAGUAAUAUCAAUCUGUUGGACAUGCCGGAUCUUCAAGCUUGUCCCUCCGAUUUGAUAUUUUGAAGUGUCGUGUGUGUGUGUGUUGCGGCUGUCCAACCGAGAGUUCCCCUGUUUCCUUCACAUGGAAAGGAACAGGGAAAUGCCUCCUGAGUGCUGAUAUUUUGUUGCAUACACUGUGCGUGAUCUCAUAGUGCAUGGGUCUUCAACCUACAGCCCUCCAGCUGUUGUGGAACUAUACAUCCCAGCACGCCCUGCCACAGUUUUGCUACUAAGGCAUGCUAAAACUGAGACAGGGCAUGCUGGGAUGUAUAGUUUCAAAGCAGCUGGAGGGCCGGAGGUUGAAGACCUAUGUCAGUAUAUGCCUGUGAUAUCUGCAGUGUCAGAUGAAAUGUCUGUCGGAUGGGCAUUUAUCUACCAAUGUAUGCCCAGCAUUAAAAAUAACUUAUAAGAUGUCAAUUUAAGGAAAUAAAGAAUUUUUUUUUCUCCUUGGA